Molecule: messenger RNA, 1622 nt
Organism: Paramisgurnus dabryanus
Lineage: Eukaryota; Metazoa; Chordata; Actinopteri; Cypriniformes; Cobitidae
Gene: cetn3
Product: centrin 3
Cellular component (GO): myosin II complex
Molecular function (GO): calcium ion binding
Source: RefSeq, a predicted model, not a curated record
UUGACAAUCAACUAGCAACGCGCUAAAGCUUGGCGUCUGUUGUUGUGUGCUAUGGUGUCCUUAGCUUAUUAGCAACAUUAGCAGAAAAAAACAUCUCUAAUCUUACUGGACGCAUUUAGGAUUUAAAACCUGCAAGUUUAUUGCCUUCAAACUGCAAAAUGAGUUUGACUGUCAGGACUGAUCUAACAGCGGAUAAGAGUAAGAGGAAGAAAAGGAGAGAACUCACGGAAGAGCAGAAGGAUGAAAUCAAGGAGGCAUUUGAGCUGUUUGAUACAGACAAGGAUAAAGAAAUAGAUUAUCAUGAAUUAAAGGUGGCGAUGAGAGCUCUUGGUUUCGAGGUGAAGAAAGUAGACGUGUUAAAGAUCUUGAAAGAUUAUGACAGAGAAGGAACAGGAAAAAUAAAGUUUGAUGAUUUUAAGGAAGUGGUGACAGACAUGAUACUGGACCGAGACCCAAAAGAGGAAAUCCUAAAGGCGUUUAAGUUGUUCGAUGACGAUGAAACGGGAAAGAUCAGCCUGAGAAACUUGCGGCGAGUGGCCCGAGAGCUCGGAGAAGACAUGAGUGACGAAGACCUGCGGGCCAUGAUCGAUGAAUUCGACGGUGACGGGGAUGGAGAGAUCAAUCAAGAGGAGUUUGUCUCGAUCAUGACUGAAGACUCAUGAGGAGCUGUCAGGAAAUGUUCAAUGAAGAUCCGGUUUCACAUUCAUCGAUGUAGGAGCUCAUCGAUCAGAUAGGAGUUUGUUCUUAUUUGUGGACAGUAAACCUCAGUUCACCCAAACAUUUUAGGACAUUUUUUUCAUUAGUAACGUAGUCUCGGACCCUGAGAAAGUGAAGAUUGUUUUAAAUUGGUGGGUUUCAGCACAGAACUAGGUUGCAUAUCUGAUAAAAACAAUUAUGCAGAUGUCAAUGUCUGACAAACUGAACAACUGAUUUAAAAAUUGUUCAUAUAUAUAUAUAUAUAUAUAUAUAAUGCACGCGCACACAUUUGUUGUUUUACGAAUUUGUUUAUUUCAGUUUGAUUAAACAACUUGGGAUUGCCGAAAUUAGUUAAUCUAGCCUGCUUAAUGAAUAUUACUGGUGACGUUUAUCAUCAAAAAAGUCGGAUGUUUGUAGAUUAGUCUUCAUACACAUUAGAUUAUUAUAUCGAAAGGGUGAUGAGCAUGUAAAGGCACUUCACGUUUUGAAAGUCGUGUUUCAGUUCUGGCCAAUAGAGGGAGACAUUUAUUAUCGAAAAGCAGAUUUAUGUUUGACCUUUGGUUUUCCAAAACUACUGUUGAUGGAUAAGUUCUUAGUCAUAAAGCUUAAACCUCCCCACGUUACUAAAAAUGUUAAUAAUAAAAUGGAUAGUUAAAAAUAAAAUAUAAUACAAAUAAAAGGCUUUUUAUGCAAACUUAUUGUGUGAAGUACAAAACUAAAUUGUGUUUUGUACAUUAUUGUCCCAAACAUCAUUUAAAGAGUUGGAUAUAGUUGUAAUAACAUGCAUGGUUAAACUUAACGUUGACAAAAACCCUUUGUUUAGCUUUCAAUGAAUCUAAAACAGCUCUCUGGUAUUGAAACACGGAUGUCAGAUCAUUUAGUUGAAAAUGCAUAGUGAUGCUGAGAUAACAGGAUGGCUUUAGGAA